Notolabrus celidotus (New Zealand spotty) is the source of this 723-nucleotide messenger RNA. RefSeq names its product vegetative cell wall protein gp1-like. The transcript is spliced from 5 exons. The record is from RefSeq and is a predicted model, not a curated record. The coding region runs from base 1 to 723 and encodes 240 amino acids. NCBI's taxonomy places the organism in Eukaryota, Metazoa, Chordata, Actinopteri, Labriformes, Labridae.
AUGGGUGACCAUGAAUGGAUGUCCCGUCUGAGGAGGUUUGCCGCCACAGGGGUUUGGCCCACAGACGCUGGGAACAGACCUGCCCCUCGGCAAAAGAAGUGGCACGAACUCUAUCAGAUGAUUGAAAAGUGUCCGCUCCAAAAUCGGGGUCAGAGGUCUUUGUUUGGUGCAGCACAGGUCUGCUUGUGUGGGUUUCACACCAAAAAGACACCUCAGGAACCGGCAACUAGAUCUGCCUCUUCAUCUGCCCCCCCUUCUUUGCCUGGACCAGCUCCUUCAACUUCAGCAGGCUCUCCAGCUUCUCCUGCAGUUUCUUCAAGAGAUGUCGCUGUACCUUCUGAGGUUGCUGCAAAGCGACCUAAACUGACACUUCAAAUGUUUGAAAAAUCCCGGUUUGGUGGCUCACUGAGCUCAGCAGUCAAACCUAACCUAGGUCUUGCUAGGAAGUCUCCUCAGAUUCCAUCAAGCACUGCCACAUCAUCUGAGAGUGUGACAAUGGCCUCUCCAACAAGACUCCCUACACCUCCAACAACCUCUACCAGUCCCCGGGUCCCCCAUUCAUCUCCCAAAACCUUCAUUCAGACCAUCUCCCCAUUCUCUCUCCCCCCUCCUUCUUCUUCUGCCUCAGUGAGGACCACCAAGCCCCCAGCUAAUACCCUUCGACAAUCAGCUGAGCCUGCAAGUGUUUUUACUUUACGUUUUAUUUAUUUGCUCACUGUCUAG